AUGCUGCAGCGCGGCGAGGUGAGUGGUGCGCUCGGUGACCUCGGCACGUUUCUGCCGGACGUCGUGGCCCUCUCGAGCGUGAUGGGCUCGGCGCUCCCCGCCGCGUCCUUUGUCUUCUUCUCGGGUUUGUGGAACCUCGUCUCCGGCUGUCUUUUCGAUUUGCCGCUCCCGAUCCAGCCGAUGCACACGGUGGUGGCAGUGGCUCUGACCGAGGGCCUCACCUACCCGCAGCUCGUCGCCUCGGGCCUCUGGCUCGGUGCGAUGUUCACGCUCCUCGGCGGGAGCGGCUCGGUCGAGCGGGCGCGACGCUGCAUCCCGGUCUGCGUGGUGCGCGGGCUGCAGCUCGGCCUCGGGCUCAAGGUCUUCUCGACCGGCGCCGGCAUGGCGACUCGCGAGCGAGCCCUCCUCACCCACAGCCUCGACGGGCUCCUCGCCGCCCUCCUCUCUGCGGCGGUCGCACUCGCGCUGUACGGCGACCGAAAGCGCCCCGCCAGCCUCGUGCUGUUUGCCCUCGGUUGCGCCGGCGUGGCACGCGCGCUGCCCGCGCCGCCGUCCCUGGGCCUGCACAGCCCGCUCGCGCCCGUGCCGACUGUCGACGCGGCCGACUGGUGGCACGCUCUCGUUCGCGCCGCGCUGCCGCAGCUUCCCGUCACGCUGCUCAACGCAGUGGUUGCGACCGCCAAGCUGGCGGAGGACCGCUCGCCCCGCUUGCCACUCCACCGCGUGUACACGCCGAGCGUCGACGCGAUCGCCCUCUCCGUCGGCCUCUCCAACCUCUCCACAGCGGCCGUCGGCCACUUUCCGUCGUGCCACGGCUGCGGUGGUCUCGCCGGGCAGCACCAGUUUGGAGCGCGCACAGGGUCCUCCAUGGCGCUGCUCGGCCUGUGCAAGAUGGGCCUCACCGUCGCCCUCGGCCCGGCGCCACUCCUCCGCGCCUUCGCCGCCUUCCCGCCUGCGGUGCUCGGCGUCCUGCUCGCCGUCGGCGGGGUGGAGCUCGCCGCCUGCGCCCGGGAUGUGCGCGGCCGCUGCGGCUUUGUGAUCAUGCUGAGCGGCGCGGGGAGCGUGCUGCGCCUCGGCACAGGCGCCGCAUUUCUCAUCAGCUGCACCGCCGCCGCCGCCUUCCGCCUCGCGGGCCGAAGCCUCGACGAGGAGGACGAGGCCGGGGGCUACGAGCCAGCAGCGACCGACCCGGCGAACGAGCCGGAGGAUGGGUAG
Messenger RNA from Emiliania huxleyi CCMP1516, 1215 nucleotides. RefSeq lists its product as hypothetical. Gene Ontology annotation, biological process: molybdate ion transport. Gene Ontology annotation, molecular function: molybdate ion transmembrane transporter activity. The coding region runs from base 1 to 1215 and encodes 404 amino acids. NCBI's taxonomy places the organism in Eukaryota, Haptophyta, Isochrysidales, Noelaerhabdaceae. The record is from RefSeq and is a predicted model, not a curated record. The transcript has 3 exons.